This is a messenger RNA of Rotaria socialis, 1905 nucleotides long. Lineage: Eukaryota; Metazoa; Rotifera; Eurotatoria; Philodinida; Philodinidae. The record is from the annotation of a GenBank genome assembly.
AUGAGACUUCGAACAGUGUUAUUUCAUUUAUUAUUAAUUGUUCAAGUUGAUUUACGACGUUAUAAUAAUCAAAGCGAUAAUGAGACUAUAAAUGAAUUAGAUAGCUUAGUGCGUAAAUAUAAGUCUCAUUCAAAUAAAGAAUAUUAUCCAGCUUUGCCAAAUAAUGAUCAAAACCUUGUGGAAUCAUUGCAGCGUGAGAAAAAAUAUUCGCCCCGUAAAAAGGUUCUCAGCGACGUUGAUAAUCGUGAUGAACAAGAAAAGCCAUUACGUCGAACUCAUUUAUCAAAAUCAAGUAAUCGAUCAGAUUUAUCGAAUAAGUCUAAUCGACUUGCGCAAACAACAGCAGCAACAACAAGUUAUUUCGAUGAAGCAUCGUUAUGCAUAAAUGAAUUCGACGUUAAAACUGAACAAUUAGUUAAAGUUAAAGAAUUAAAAAAUGGCGCUCGUAUGAUACGUUUUAUUCAAAUUGAUGAACCCUCAACCUCUCAUGGUCUUGAUAUAAAAGAUAUUUGUAUGUUAAAUUGUUGUGUUGAAGACAAUUGUGAUCUAGCUAUGCUCAGUGAACAACGUACAAAUGAUGGUUAUAAAUGUUAUUUAUUUGCUUGUAAUGGCAGUUGUACAUAUGCACCCCAUCAAGAUUAUACUAGUAUGAUAUUAAGAAAAGAUUUACCAAUCAUUGAUGAUUCAUCAGUAACAAAUAAACAGUCAAAAACAAACGAAAAAACGUCUGCUGCAUCAUCAUCCACACUUUCUGGGACGUGUCGAAGUAUAGAAUUUUCUUGUCGUGAUGGAAGUUGUAUUCCAUAUUAUGAUGUGUGUAAUUCAUACGAAGAUUGCCCAUCUGGUAUAGAUGAAGCGAUGUGCUCAACGGAAUUCAGCCUACAUCAGCGUACGCAACAGGAAAAUCGAAAAAAACCAGCAGCUGAUGUUGAUAGUGACACAAAUGUUGAUAUUGAUGAAAGUUUCGAUGAGGCAUUAGAUGAAGAUCAGUUAACAACAACAGCGAAAAGUUUAACUAAAGUCGCAAGUGAAAAAUCUUCAUCAUCAAAAGGCAAAUCAAAAAAUCGCGAAGGUGAAAAACAAGAUAAAAAUGUAACAUCACCAUUUUUCUAUAAUAUUGAUCUUGAAACACAGGAACGUGUAUCACGAUUACAAAAAUUAAAAGAAUAUCUAGAAGAAACGAAAGGUCCCGAAGCGUGGUAUCAUUUAUUUCAAACAUUAGUUCAACAUCAACAACAAGAUCAUUCAAAUAUAGAACCAGAACAAUCGGGAGCAAUAUCAUCAAAUGAUGAUGAAAAUUUUCGUGAGCAUUUAUUAGCUUUAGAACAGCAAUGGCUAGCAGAUCGACAAAAAUCAUCUACGACUAUAGCGACAACAAGAACAACACCGAAACCUAAAGUAACUAAUAGAAAAAUAAUAACUUCAACGACGAAACGAAUGAAAAUCGCCAAUGACGAUGAUGAUGACCAAAGACAAAGACGACCACUCACUGGUAAUGACGAUGAAACAACUGAUGAUGAAGAUGUUGAUGAUGGCGAUCGAUACUAUUGGCAACCAACAUAUGAUGAUCAUCGUGAAAAUCAAGAUAAUACUAGAUAUCAACAGAGAAUGAAAACUAUCACAACAACAACAAGAAAACCUAAGACGAAAUAUCCUCAAAUAAAUCGAGACACUACUAGUACAACACUAUUAAGAGCCAAUAAUCUGGAUACAGAAAAUUUUUCACAUACAAGAUCAUUUUUACGUGAAUCAAGUGUUAUUCUACUUUUUCUUCUUGGUCUUGUUUUUACGAUUAUACUACUUGUCUUUGUCGGCUUCUAUUGUCGAGAUUCGUGGAAACAUGGUCGACUAAUUAAAAAUCGUUCACAUGAUGCUGACUAUUUAAUUAACGGACUUUAUCUUUAA